Molecule: messenger RNA, 480 nt
Organism: Microthlaspi erraticum
Lineage: Eukaryota; Viridiplantae; Streptophyta; Magnoliopsida; Brassicales; Brassicaceae
Source: the annotation of a GenBank genome assembly
AUGAAAAAGCGUUCCAACACCAAAGUUAAAGCAGCUCCUGCUGUGGUUAAGGCCACGACGCCUUUGAAGAGAGACGUGAUUGAGAAGGAACAAUCCGAUACGAAGGAGAUGAUAAAAGGAAUAGCUGAUAGUAUUCAACGGAACGAAGAAAAGGUUGAUAUGCUAAUAUCAUCGAGUAGUUCAAGUAAUGGAGUUGCUGCAGCUGUUAAAACUGGUUCCGUAGAAGCUGAGUCAGAAAGCAGUUCGUCUGAUGACGAAUCAUCUCCUGAUGACGAAGCAUCUUCUGAUGAUGAGCCUGCCAAGAAAAAGGCUAAAGAAGAUAGCAAGACUCCUAGAGAGGAGAGCACUAGUGAUGAUUCUUGCGAGGAAUCUGAUGAAAAAGGGAUUGAUACUCGUUUUGGCCCUGUUCGUGGUCUUUUUGUCGGUGGUCGUUUAGGCGGUGGUCGUUGUGGCGGUCAUGGCCAUUGUGGUUACUGUUGA